UGGGAGAAGAGAGGUAACCAUGUCAGUGCAAGCAACCAAUCCCAAGGACACAGAGAGUCUCCAUCUACCGCAAAAGUUCUGAGAAGAUUCCUAUUUGCAAACUGAAGACCACUUCAGCUGAAGACCACUUGAGUAGUCAUGACCAGAUCACUUGGACCUUUAAUUCUCCUUUCUGCUCUCUGCUGCUGCCUAGUGGACAAUGUGGAGCUGUUCCGCACUAAGAGAGGAACUCGUUUUUAUAGAGCACAUUGUGUGGAUAGUGAGACACGAGCAGUGCGUAGUCAAGGAGCCACUUGGCUGCGAUGGAGGGGAAGGCGUGUGGAGUACUGCCGUUGUGCAAGAGGACAAGAGCUUUGUCAUAGUGUGCCCGUCACUAACUGCUUCAUGUCUCGCUGCUAUAAUGGAGGAACCUGUAAAGAGGCUGUGUACAGUUCAGAGUACAUCUGCCAGUGUCCUGCAGGCUUCAGUGGGACCCAGUGUGAGAUCAACACCAGUGAGAAGUGUAUUGUGGGGCAGGGUGAAGGGUACCGUGGCACAUGGAGUACCAGCCAUUCAGGAGCUGAGUGUAUCAACUGGAACUCUACAAAUCUGAGAGGACGGAAGUUCACAGCUAGAAAAGCGGAUGCCAGCAGCCUUGGACUGGGCAAUCACAACUUUUGCAGGAACCCUGACAAUGACAGCAUUCCUUGGUGUUUCAUCUAUAAAGGCAUUCAGAUUGUAUGGGAUUUUUGUUCCAUACCCAAAUGUCCAGAAGACAAGUACCAACAAUGUGUUCUGGGCUCUGGGCGGUCAUACAGAGGCACAACAUCUGUCACUAAGAGUGGCUCUCGCUGUCUCCCGUGGGACUCUCCUGCUAUCAAGCACAAGUUCAACAAUGCUUGGAAAUCUGAUGCACUGGAAUUGGGGCUGGGCAGCCACAGCUUCUGCAGGAACCCAGAUGAGGAUGCAGGCCCAUGGUGUCACACCUACAAGAACAUGCAGCUGACCUGGGAGCUGUGUAACAUACCUAAAUGCUCGAGACGUCCAUCUAUCAUCACCACUCUCGGUCCUCGUGCCCCCACCGCUAACAACAAUAACAGAGCGACAUGUGGCCAGCGUUUAGAUAACUCCCUGAAUCGCCCGGCAUUCCGCAUAUAUGGAGGCAGGGAGAGUGAUAUCACAGAGCAGCCAUGGCAGGCCGCCAUUAAUGUUUACCAGGUCAGUGCCAAGCAACACUUUUACCCAUGCGGAAAAACCUGCUGGGUCCUGUCUGCUGCACACUGCUUCGAAAAGACUGAUACAGCAGGAAAACUGGAAGUGAUAUUGGGAAGAACAUUUCGGAAACAGAAUUCCAAUAGUGAGCAGAUUUUUAGGGUUGAGAAGUACUGGAUCCACGAGGAAUUUGACAAUGAAUCAUUUGACAAUGACAUUGCUCUCCUGAAGCUACAGACAGACAUUGGCAUCUGUGCUAUAAACUCUCCAGAGGUUCUUCCAGUGUGUCUGCCUGAACCUGGGCUGGUGCUGCCCAGCUGGACUGAGUGUGAAAUCUCAGGCUAUGGAAGAGACAAAGAAUUUUCUGCAGAGUACUCUGAGCGUAUUAAGAGAGGUUACGUUCGCCUUUGGCCCAAUGAGCGCUGCGUCUCAGAUGUGCUGUCUGGGCACCCAGUUACCUCCAACAUGCUGUGUGCAGGUGACACCCGCGGCCUGGAUGAUGCCUGCAAGGGAGAUUCUGGUGGCCCACUCGUCUGUCGAAACAAAGACAGCAUGACUCUAAUGGGUGUGAUUAGCUGGGGCGAUGGGUGCGGGCAGAGGGAUAAGCCUGGGGUCUACACUCGUGUCACCAAUUACAUUGACUGGAUCAAUGGAAAAAUGAAGGCAAACCCAGUCUAAAGCAAGAGACAAUGCGAAGACAAUGUUGCUUGAUGACUAUACCCAUAAACACAGUGGGUAAAGUAUUUGAAACGGUUGUUUAUCAAUGAGAGUAUGCUACAAGAAGACACAGAGAUCAACAGGGCUUAGAUUCUAUUCACAGCUUUUUUUAUGUGUUGAUCUAAACUGAUGGAGGAUCAGUCAUACAGAGAUGUACAAGAAGGACUUUUCAUCCUCAGUGUUCUCAAGUUUUCUGUUCCUUACUGUGUCACAUGUGACAGUACAUAGACAGAAACACAGUGCAAACUCUUUUUCCUCCUUCCGGGCCAGGUAGAGCUCGAUAAUAUUUUUGUCUUUUCGUGCACAUAAGUUUUCAUGUGUUUGCUCAGCACUGUUUCCACCAGACUGGAGGCUCAUGCAGUGAACUAACAGAGAAAUAUAAAAUAUAAAAUAUGAGUAUAUUGCUUUGUCUCUCUGGCUGGCUUUAUGCUGGUUUAUAGGAAGAAGUCACAGAGGCAGACUUUAUAGAUCAGUAGCACCAUUAAUCCAAAAGAGCAGUCAUGCAUCAUUUACUUUGCACAUGACAGUUAGCCACAGAGACAGUUUUGCUACUCCAAAUGACAUUUUUAAAUAUAUUUUGCAAAGAUUGUGUUACAAACCUAUCUUCUAGAUAUGAUGUUCUGUUGGCUUAAGUCAUUUUAAUGCAAAAUGCUCAGCAUUUGCUUACUUUGGGGCUUGAGAAGUUUGAGGCUUUCAAUCACACUACAAACCGACUGUAUCUGCUGGUUCAGAUUCUACUUGUUUUUGCAGUUUGCUGUUCUACUGCUUCCUGCCGCCUUGCAGAUGGGAGUGAAUUUGGACAGGUGGAAGUAGGAAGGCUCCAUUAAAAAAAACCCAUGACUUGUUCCUUAAUCACUGUUAUAGAGAAAGCACAAAAUCUCACUUGUUCUCACUAUUUUUGUGCCAGAUUUCCAGAGGACUUCUCCCUCAGACACUAGGGUUGAACCCAGCAUGUACAUAACAUUUACACUGUACUGUCGGUUUUUAUAUUGUAAAUGAGUGUGUGUGUGUGUGUGUGUGUGUGUGUGGGUGUGUGUGUGUGUGUGUGGGGGGGUUGGUGGUACAUUUAACUUGCUUAUUAACCGCGCAGCUUGACUAACUCACUUCACUUCUGUGAAAAGCUCUCAAGAGAAACUGGGUUUAGAUGUUUUGUACUAAGUUAAUAUUUAUGUGUAUUUUAUAUUAUUUGGUGAAACUUUAAUAUGUUAUGUGUGUACACUAGCUUAAUAAUUUAUUGUCAGUGUCAUUAUACCCAAUUUGGCCACAUACUCCUUU
Monopterus albus (swamp eel) is the source of this 3183-nucleotide messenger RNA. RefSeq names its product plasminogen activator, tissue (gene plat). Gene Ontology annotation, biological process: smooth muscle cell migration; plasminogen activation. The record is from RefSeq and is a predicted model, not a curated record. Gene Ontology annotation, molecular function: serine-type endopeptidase activity. Lineage: Eukaryota; Metazoa; Chordata; Actinopteri; Synbranchiformes; Synbranchidae. Gene Ontology annotation, cellular component: extracellular region.